Messenger RNA from Oncorhynchus tshawytscha (Chinook salmon), 1702 nucleotides. RefSeq names its product coxsackievirus and adenovirus receptor homolog. The transcript has 8 exons. NCBI's taxonomy places the organism in Eukaryota, Metazoa, Chordata, Actinopteri, Salmoniformes, Salmonidae. Bases 156 to 1274 code for a protein of 372 amino acids. The record is from RefSeq and is a predicted model, not a curated record.
AUUUGCUGUUUGGCUAAUUAUUACACCUGUUUCAGAGUUUCAGGUGAAAGCAACUGAAGAGAAGGCAAGCAAAAGUUUUGUUCUGGUUCGCUCUGUCAGGCCUCUUGGAAACUACAUUAUCUUUGGAAUAUUGCUGUGCAGAAAGGUUUACCAACAUGGUCACUCUGGGAAAGUGCCUUACAUGCUCAAGACUACAGUUAGCUGUGAUGUUUGUGGUAACAGUUUAUCUGAAUAUAGAUAUCACAGUGGCUAUGCAGAUAACAUCCACAGGGUCUCAGACCAUUCAAAGAGCCCAGGGGGAGACAGUCAUGCUGGGGUGCACAUACACCCCUGCCCCCUCUGACACAGGAGAUCUGGACAUUGAGUGGUUGAGUGUCCAUCCAGACAUGACCCAGAAAGACCAGCUGGUCUUAUCUUAUACAGGAGGGCAGAAAUUGCAUUACGGGGACCCCAGCUUGUCUAAGAGGAUGGACUUCACAGGAGACCCCGCGUUGGGAGACGCAUCCGUCUCCAUCUCUGCAGUGAAAGCCUCAGACACAGCCACUUACCAGUGCAAAGUCAAGAAGGCGCCGGGUGUCGACAUGCGAAAAGUCACUCUGGUGGUGAUGGUCCCUCCAUCAGUGCCUAAGUGUUGGGUUGAAGGCGUUGAAGAGAAGGGAGCUGAUGUCUCCCUGCGAUGCAAGUUAUCCGUGGGAUCCACCCCCCUUAACUAUGUCUGGAUCAGAGAGAGUGGAGGGGCCAUCCCGCCUACAGCAACACAAAACUCUCAGACUGGAGAGUUGAUGAUAAGAAAUCACUCAGAGAGCUACAUGGGAAAUUAUCUGUGUGUGGUGUCGAAUCCUGUAGGCAAAGAGCAGUGUAAAUACACCCUGCACGCAUACAACCCUCCCAACAAAGCAGGGAUCAUAGCAGCUGCUGUGAUUGGUGCACUGCUACUGUUGCUCCUCCUCCUGCUCCUCAUAUGGCUUCUGAUCUGCUGCUGCCACAAACGUCGCUAUGAGAAGGAGGUUGCCCAUGAAAUCAGGGAGGAUGCCCCAGCCCCAGAGAGCCGACCUGCCAGCAGGAACUCCAGCUUCCGCUCGGACCUAGGCUUCCGCUCCCCCCCUGGGGCAGUCUAUAGCUCAGUGACAAAAGGUCAGCCCAAGAGGACAGAGUCAGACAAUAGGAGUUUCUACACCAACAGUAGCAUAGGCAUGCCUGCCCCCAGCAAGCAGAAAGCCCCUCAUUUGCCACCUGUGCUGAAAUAUGACGGCAGUAAUGGUUACCCUGUGUAAUAAUGUUUUGGGUUGGGGUAAGGAUAAGCAUGAAACCUCAUACUUAAAAAAUGGUCAGUUUUAAGAUAUUUUGCCAACCUUCAGUAUAAACAGCUAUAUCACAUGCAGACCCGCCAUUACAGGAUAUGUAUAAUCUCAUUCCCAUGCUACUUCCACCCCGUACUUUGUGCAAUAGCCUGAAAACUCUUGGUGCAAUAGUGCAACUGGUAAUGUUUUAGUCACGUGAAGCUCCAUUGAGGAUUUUGCCAAUGAGAAUGAGUGAGAAAGAGAUGAUAUUUAAAGUGUAUGUCAGAUGCAGUAGUGUAAAAAUACUUGAAAGUACUACUUAAGUUGUUUUUUGGGAUAUCUGUACUUCACUAUUUAUAUUUAACUACAUUCAUAAAAGAAAAUAAUGUACUUCUUACUCCAUACAUUUUCUGACACCCAAA